Molecule: messenger RNA, 1421 nt
Organism: Lineus longissimus
Lineage: Eukaryota; Metazoa; Nemertea; Pilidiophora; Heteronemertea; Lineidae
Product: protein PERCC1-like
Exons: 1
Coding region: 61-720 (219 amino acids)
Source: RefSeq, a predicted model, not a curated record
GAAUGUGAUACAGUGCAUACUGGACAAACGAUUUUACCCCUGAAAAGUUGUGACUGAAUAAUGGAUCUAAGCAUGACGUCCGGUGGUGAUCUUCUACAGGUGGAGACAUAUGUUUUCGAAGACACUGACUCCGAUUUUACUGACGAUUCUAUGGAAGAUUUCCUCCCUUAUUCUUUGGUUCCCAAAGACGCGGACGAACCUCCGAGCACUGAGGCCCGUGCCGAGAAAUGUCCAGAUGUCCCCUCGCAACUUCUUGGCUUUGCAGAUCAUCUGACCAAGGACGUACAGAAAUGUUUUCACGACCCUCGGGGUAGCAUUUACGACAUCACCGAGGACGAUCACACGAAAAAAUCCGGCAGGGAACUUUACUAUGCCGAGUUGUUGAAGUUAGCGCGCGGAUACGAGGCAGAGAGUGCACCGAAAAGUAAGCGACGUGUCCCCGAUGAAGUCACAACCAAGUCAGGGGACCUUGGCAUACGUCUUGGCAAUGAUCUUGGCCCGUUGGAUGAUUUGUUCAACGAGGUUGGGACCAGAGGUGUGGCGCAAACAGUUCCAAUGGAAGAAAGGAAACUUCCACAGUCUUUUUGGCAGGAACCACUAGUAAAAGAGGCCAAUAUUUGUAAAGACGUAGAAGGCGUUGUUAGGGACGAAUUUGGUCUUCAAGAAGAUCAUACUGUCUUUAUCGGGACAGAUGUAAAGGAACUGCUGUCAUUGUGGUAGCAUCUUAUUUCAAGGACAUUUCGCAACCGGUUUGUGAGUGAAGGGACAGAUUGUGACAUUGUCGUGCAGUUGGCUUUGAUAUAAAGAUAGACAGUUGCAAUUCGUUGCUCGACAACAGACCAUUUCGAGCUGACGACAAUGAGUCAUCAUAAAGGGUUGGUCCCAUAGACAAAAGCCUUGCGUGUCACAUCUACCCUCAUCUUUUACCCUGAUCGCCGAAUCGGCCUUUAUUACGUUUCACUUCAUGAUCAUAACCGUCCUCGAACGCAAGCUCAAGUCUCACCCACUCGUAUUGUCGCAAUUGCUCUUGAGUUCACAUAAUGUGCCACAAUAACCUUUUAUGUCACCACUUGCAUCGAUAUCAUUCCUUGAGUCACAUCUUCACAUUGCCCGUCCUCAUCUGCCGCUGAAUGUCUCAUUCUGUAUGCCACAUCUGCCUCUCGUCUUGUCCCAUGUCACAUUUGGAUUCAAGUCGAUCUUGUCACAUUUGCCAAAUCACAUCUUUCGUCCGCUUAUAUCACAUCUGUCCUCACGUAUCACUUUGAGCGUUAAAUGUGCAUCAGGUGUUGUAUCGGUCCAAGAACGUGCUUAAGGGUUGCAUUUAGUGCUGCUUCCUGAAGAUAUUGGAAAAAAGCUAUGGCACCGAACACUUCAAUGUCCUUGUGAAAAAAGGUACAUGAAAUACAGUAACUAAUAAAUGA